Messenger RNA from Ectocarpus siliculosus, 949 nucleotides. The record is from the annotation of a GenBank genome assembly. NCBI's taxonomy places the organism in Eukaryota, Phaeophyceae, Ectocarpales, Ectocarpaceae.
GACCCGAGGCUCGGCAGAGGAACCCAGGGCUGUGCAACCAUGCAAAUCUUCGGGAAGACCCUCACGGGGAGGACCAUCACUUUGGAUGUAGCGCCGUCCGACACGAUCGACGGUGUCAAGCAGACCAUCCAGGACUUGGAAGGGAUCCCUGCCAGCCAGCAGCGCUUGGUGUUCGCCGCCAAGCAGCUGGAGGAUGGUCGCACUCUCUCCGACUACAACGUGGAGCAGGAGUCGACCCUCCAGGUGCUCCUCAGCCUUCGCGGUGGGGUGUACGACCCUUCGCUCGCCGCUCUCGCCAAGACCUUCAACACCGAGAAGAUGGUGUGCCGCAAGUGCUACGCCCGGCUCCCGCCCCGCGCCAAGAACUGUCGCAAGAAGAAGUGCGGUCACACGAACCAGCUCCGCCCCAAGAAGAAGCUGAAAUAAGCUUGUUCUAUCAUGGCUGUCUUGUCAUGCCACAUCACAUUGCCUUGGUUCUCUCUCUCUCUCUCUCUCUGUCUGCCGCCGUCCGUUCGAGGCUUGUUUUCGAUGUCUCCGGCCGAUGCUCGGCGUGCUCUCGCACUCGCGUGUGUGCGCGGAAGCCGCCGCCUCGAUUUCGCCGUUCAGGGGGUUAACGUAGCUCGACUGCUGUUGCCGUGUGGCGUUUGCAUCAUGUCACCUUUGCCCGUGGUGUGAUCGUUUGGAGGGUUUUGGUUGGUAGAUGAAGGGUGUGUGGUGCGUUGGCCCGUCGGGGUGGCGCCGCCGUAUGUCGCGGGGCGGACAGGCGGGGGGGGGUGAUGUUCUUCCUGCCUGGGGCGUGUGUUUUAAUUCACCCGCUGAGUUAAUUCAAAGAGAGGGUCUCUGCCUUUUGGUUGGUGCUUGGUAUUUUCUGAGCGAGAAUGGUCCCUCAUACGGGAAGUUGGUUCUCGCGAAGAGCAUAAGUAUGCCUGCGAUCGUGCCGCUACAGUCA